CCGGGCUGAGGAGCGGAGAGAGCGGGGCGCGGAGUGCGGGCGGCUGGGAGCGCGCUGAGCGGGGGAGAGGCGCUGCCGCACGGCCGGCCACAGGACCACCUCCCCGGAGAAAAGGGCCUCUUUAUGGCAUGUGGCUGGUAACUUUACUCCUGCUCCUGGACUCUUUACACAAAGCCCGCCCAGAAGAUGUCGGCACCAGCCUCUACUUUGUAAAUGACUCCUUGCAGCAGGUGACCUUUUCCAGCUCCGUGGGGGUGGUGGUGCCCUGCCCGGCUGCGGGCUCCCCCAGCGCGGCCCUUCGAUGGUACCUGGCUACGGGGGACGACAUCUACGACGUGCCGCACAUCCGGCACGUCCACGCCAACGGGACGCUGCAGCUCUACCCCUUCUCCCCCUCCGCCUUCAAUAGCUUUAUCCACGACAAUGACUACUUCUGCACCGCGGAGAAUGCUGCCGGCAAGAUCCGGAGCCCCAACAUCCGCGUCAAAGCAGUUUUCAGGGAACCCUACACCGUCCGGGUGGAGGAUCAAAGGUCGAUGCGUGGAAGCGUGGCCGUCUUCAAGUGCCUCAUCCCCUCUUCAGUGCAGGAAUACGUUAGCGUUGUGUCCUGGGAAAAAGACACAGUCGCCAUCAUCCCAGAAAACAGGUUUUUUAUUACUUCCCACGGCGGGCUGUACAUCUCUGACGUGCAGAAGGAGGACGCCCUCUCCACCUACCGCUGCAUCACCAAGCACAAGUACAGUGGGGAGACCCGGCAGAGCAACGGAGCCCGCCUCUCCGUGACAGACCCUGCCGAGUCAAUCCCCACCAUCCUGGACGGCUUCCAUUCCCAGGAAGUGUGGGCCGGCCACACCGUGGAGCUGCCCUGCACCGCCUCUGGCUACCCCAUCCCUGCCAUCCGCUGGCUCAAGGAUGGCCGACCCCUCCCAGCCGACAGCCGCUGGACCAAGCGCAUCACGGGGCUGACCAUCAGUGACCUGCGGACCGAGGACAGCGGCACCUACAUUUGUGAGGUCACCAACACCUUCGGCUCUGCAGAGGCCACAGGCACCCUCACGGUCAUUGACCCCCUUCAUGUGACCCUGACACCAAAGAAGCUGAAGACCGGCAUUGGCAGCACGGUCAUCCUCUCCUGCACCCUGAUGGGCUCCCCAGAGUUCAGCAUCCGCUGGUACCGCAACACCGAGCUGGUGCUGCCCAACGAGGCCAUCUCCAUCCGUGGGCUCAGCAACGAGACCCUGCUCAUCACCUCGGCCCAGAAGAGCCACUCUGGGGCCUACCAGUGCUUCGCCACCCGCAAGGCCCAGACCGCCCAGGACUUCGCCAUCAUCGUGCUCGAGGACGGCACGCCCCGCAUCGUCUCGUCCUUCAGCGAGAAGGUGGUCAACCCCGGGGAGCAGUUCUCACUGAUGUGCGCGGCCAAGGGCGCCCCGCCCCCCACUGUCACCUGGGCCCUGGAUGACGAGCCCAUCGUGCGAGACGGAAGCCACCGCACCAACCAGUACACCAUGUCCGACGGCACCACCAUCAGCCACAUGAAUGUCACGGGGCCCCAGAUCCGCGACGGGGGCGUGUACCGGUGCACCGCACGGAACUCGGUGGGCAGUGCUGAAUAUCAGGCGCGAAUAAACGUAAGAGGCCCCCCCAGCAUCCGGGCGAUGAGGAACAUCACAGCUGUCGCUGGGAGGGACACCCUUAUCAACUGCAGGGUCAUCGGCUACCCCUACUACUCGAUCAAGUGGUACAAGGAUGCCCUGCUGCUGCCUGACAACCACCGCCAGGUGGUGUUUGAGAACGGGACCCUCAAGCUGACGGAUGUGCAGAAGGGCAUGGACGAAGGGGAGUACCUGUGCAGCGUCCUCAUCCAGCCCCAGCUCUCCAUCAGCCAGAGUGUCCACGUGGCCGUCAAAGUGCCCCCUCUAAUCCAGCCCUUCGAGUUCCCACCUGCCUCCAUCGGCCAGCUGCUCUACAUCCCCUGCGUGGUGUCCUCGGGGGACAUGCCCAUCCGUAUCACCUGGAGGAAAGACGGACAGGUGAUCAUCUCAGGCUCGGGCGUGACCAUCGAGAGCAAGGAAUUCAUGAGCUCCCUGCAGAUCUCCAGCGUCUCCCUCAAGCACAAUGGCAACUACACGUGCAUCGCCAGCAAUGCAGCGGCCACCGUGAGCAGGGAGCGCCAGCUCAUCGUGCGCGUGCCCCCUCGAUUUGUGGUGCAGCCCAACAACCAGGAUGGCAUCUAUGGCAAAGCUGGUGUGCUCAACUGCUCGGUGGACGGCUACCCACCACCCAAGGUCAUGUGGAAGCAUGCCAAGGGGAGCGGGAACCCCCAGCAGUACCACCCAGUGCCCCUCACCGGCCGCAUUCAGAUCCUGCCCAACAGCUCGCUGCUGAUCCGCCACGUCCUGGAGGAGGACAUCGGCUACUACCUCUGCCAGGCCAGCAACGGCGUGGGCACCGACAUCAGCAAGUCCAUGUUCCUCACCGUUAAGAUCCCGGCCAUGAUCACCUCCCACCCCAACACCACCAUCGCCAUCAAGGGCCAUGCCAAGGAGCUCAACUGCACCGCGCGGGGAGAGCGGCCCAUCAUCAUCCGCUGGGAGAAGGGGGACACGGUCAUCGACCCGGACCGUGUCAUGCGGUAUGCCAUCGCCACCAAGGACAACGGCGACGAGGUUGUCUCCACGCUGAAGGCCAAGCUUCCUGCUGCCAUCCUCACUGCUGCCCCCUUCCCCUGCCACAUCUCAGAGCCCCCCGACCCCCCAGAGCUGGAGAUCCGGGAGGUGAAGGCCCGGAGUAUGAACCUGCGCUGGACCCAGCGAUUCGACGGGAACAGCAUCAUCACGGGCUUUGACAUUGAAUACAAGAACAAAUCAGAUUCGUGGGACUUCAAGCAAUCUACACGUAACAUCUCCCCGACCAUCAACCAGGCCAACAUCGUGGACUUGCACCCAGCAUCUGUGUACAGCAUCCGCAUGUACUCCUUCAACAAGAUUGGUCGCAGUGAACCAAGCAAGGAGCUCACCAUCAGCACUGAAGAGGCUGCUCCUGAUGGGCCCCCCAUGGAUGUAACCUUGCAGCCAGUGACCUCACAGAGCAUCCAGGUGACCUGGAAGGCACCCAAGAAGGAGCUGCAGAAUGGAGUCAUCCGGGGCUACCAGAUCGGCUACAGAGAGAACAGCCCUGGCAGCAAUGGGCAGUACAGCAUCGUGGAGAUGAAGGCCACCGGGGACAGUGAGGUUUACACCCUGGACAACCUCAAGAAGUUCGCCCAAUAUGGGGUGGUGGUCCAGGCCUUCAAUCGGGCUGGCACGGGGCCCUCAUCCAGCGAGAUCAAUGCCACCACCCUGGAGGAUGUGCCUAGCCAGCCCCCCGAGAACGUCCGGGCCCUGUCCAUCACUUCCGACGUGGCCGUCAUCUCCUGGUCAGAGCCCCCGCGCAGCACCCUCAAUGGUGUCCUCAAAGGCUAUCGGGUCAUCUUCUGGUCACUCUACGUUGAUGGGGAGUGGGGCGAGAUGCAGAACAUCACCACCACACGGGAGCGGGUGGAGCUGCGAGGCAUGGAGAAGUUCACCAACUACAGCGUGCAGGUGCUGGCCUACACCCAGGCCGGGGACGGCGUGCGCAGCAGCGUGCUCUACAUCCAGACCAAGGAGGAUGUUCCAGGUCCCCCCGCUGGCAUCAAAGCUGUCCCUUCAUCUGCUAGCAGUGUGGUCGUGUCAUGGCUCCCCCCUACCAAGCCCAACGGGGUGAUCCGCAAGUACACCAUCUUCUGCUCCAGCCCUGGGUCUGGCCAGCCGGCUCCCAGCGAAUAUGAGACGAGUCCAGAGCAGCUCUUCUACCGGAUCGCCCACCUAAACCGUGGGCAGCAGUACCUGCUGUGGGUGGCCGCCGUCACCUCCGCCGGCCGGGGCAACAGCAGCGAGAAGGUGACCAUCGAGCCUGCUGGCAAGGCCCCAGCAAAGAUCAUCUCCUUUGGGGGCACUGUGACAACACCCUGGAUGAGAGAUGUCCGGCUGCCUUGCAAUUCCGUGGGAGAUCCAGCCCCUGCUGUGAAGUGGACCAAGGACAGUGAAGACUCGGCCAUCCCCGUGUCCAUGGACGGCCACCGGCUCAUCCACACCAACGGCACGUUGCUGCUGCGCGCAGUGAAGGCUGAGGACUCGGGCUACUACACCUGCACGGCCACCAACACCGGGGGAUUCGACACCAUCAUCGUCAACCUUCUGGUGCAAGUUCCCCCGGACCAGCCCCGCCUCACUGUCUCCAAAACCUCUGCUUCAUCCAUCACCCUGACCUGGAUUCCAGGUGACAAUGGGGGCAGCUCCAUCCGAGGCUUCGUGCUUCAGUACUCAGUGGACAACAGCGAGGAGUGGAAGGACGUGUUUGUCAGCUCAAGUGAGCGGUCCUUCAGGCUGGACAGCCUCAAGUGUGGCACGUGGUACAAGGUGAAGCUGGCAGCCAAGAACAGCGUGGGCUCCGGGCGCAUCAGCGAGAUCAUCGAGGCCAAGACCCACGGGCGCGAGCCCUCCUUCAGCAAAGACCAGCACCUCUUCACCCACAUCAACUCCACGCAUGCUCGGCUCAACCUGCAGGGCUGGAACAACGGGGGCUGCCCCAUCACAGCCAUCAUGCUGGAGUACCGGCCCAAGGGCACCUGGGCCUGGCAGGGCCUGCGCGCCAACAGCUCCGCCGAGGUGUUUCUGACCGAGCUGCGAGAGGCCACGUGGUACGAGCUGCGCAUGAGGGCUUGCAACAGCGCUGGCUGCGGCAACGAGACUGCCCAGUUCGCCACCCUGGACUACGAUGGCAGCACCAUCCCGCCCAUCAAGUCUGCACAAGGCGAGGGGGAUGACGUGAAGAAGCUGUUCACCAUCGGCUGCCCGGUCAUCCUGGCCACACUGGGGGUGGCGCUGCUGUUCAUCGUGCGCAAGAAGAGGAAGGAGAAGCGGCUGAAGCGGCUCCGAGAUGCAAAGAGUUUGGCAGAAAUGUUGAUAAGCAAGAACAACCGAAGCUUUGACACCCCCGUGAAGGGGCCACCCCAGGGCCCGCGGCUACACAUUGAUAUCCCCAGGGUCCAGCUGCUCAUCGAGGACAAGGAGGGCAUCAAGCAGCUGGGAGAUGACAAGGCCACCAUCCCUGUGGCGGAUGCUGAGUUCAGCCAAGCUGUCAACCCUCAGAGUUUCUGCACCGGUGUCUCGUUGCACCACCCAGCCCUCAUCCAGAGCACAGGACCCCUCAUCGACAUGUCUGACAUCCGGCCAGGCACCAAUCCAGUGUCCAGGAAGAACGUAAAGUCAGCCCAUAGCACCCGGAACCGGUAUUCAAGCCAGUGGACUCUGACCAAGUGCCAGGCCUCCACACCCGCCCGCACCCUCACCUCCGACUGGCGCACUGUGGGCUCCCAGCAUGGUGUCACUGUCACUGAGAGUGACAGCUACAGUGCCAGCCUCUCCCAAGACACAGACAAAGGGAGGAACAGCAUGGUGUCCACUGAGAGUGCGUCUUCCACCUAUGAGGAGCUGGCCCGGGCCUAUGAGCACGCCAAACUGGAGGAGCAGCUGCAGCACGCCAAGUUUGAGAUCACCGAAUGCUUCAUCUCCGACAGCUCCUCCGAUCAGAUGACCACGGGCACCAACGAGAACGCUGACAGCAUGACAUCCAUGAGCACGCCCUCAGAGCCUGGCAUCUGCCGCUUCACCGCCUCCCCACCCAAGCCCCAGGAUGCUGACCGGGGCAAAAAUGUGGCUGUGCCCAUCCCUCAUCGGGCCAACAAGAGUGACUACUGCAACCUGCCCCUCUACGCCAAGUCGGAGGCCUUCUUCCGAAAAGCAGAGGGGCGCGAGCCCUGCCCCGUGGUCCCGCCUCGCGAGGCCUCCAUCAGGAACCUGGCUCGAACCUACCACCCCCAGGCUCGCCACCUGACCCUGGACCCUCCGGCCCCCAGCACCGAGCCUCCGCGGGCCGGGGGCCCACACACCAAAAUGGGGGGCUCCAGGGACUCGCUUCUCGAGAUGAGCACGUCGGGGGUAGGGAGACCUCAGAAGCAGGGGGCGGGGGCCUACUCCAAGUCCUACACCCUGGUGUAGGGGCCCGGCCGGGAGGGCAGCCCUGCGCUCGGACCUCCACGCCUCCAGCCCUCGCACACCAGCUCGCCUGGUUUCCUGCGUUAUUUAUAUUCAACUGACAGACAAAACCGACAAGGAAGAGAAACCCCCAAGUCAUGAACGCUUGUACAUAGAACUCUUUUGUACAAAUGAAACUAUUUUCUUCUUCUCCAUGAAGCCAGGGCACAAAGAAUUUGACAGUACGAGUCAAAUCCCCCACCACACACACAAAAUACGUGCGGAGAGAUAUAUACAUAUAUAGACAGAUAGGAACACAUGGACAAGCUAUGUAUCUAUAUAUUUCUCUCACCUUAUUUUGAGACAGAGGCACAAAGACUCAGCAAUUUUCCCCUCCUACUCACCCUCCCUCCAGUCUAGGUGGUUUUGACAAAGACCAAACUCCCAACUCAGAGACACUGCAUGCGAUUUUACUGUUCCAAGAAAACCAGGAGUUGCUUCAAUUUGCAGAUGCUUAUGUGUUAAUACCUUUUUCUAUGAAAAAAGACCCAGCGCGGUGUGCAAUAAAGGUUAUGUUUCUA
Molecule: messenger RNA, 6640 nt
Organism: Vicugna pacos (alpaca)
Lineage: Eukaryota; Metazoa; Chordata; Mammalia; Artiodactyla; Camelidae
Source: RefSeq, a predicted model, not a curated record